AUGUUUUACUACAUCUCCUUCCUUCGCCCACCGCCUUUACAAGUUUUGCCUUCUUCCCAAGUCACUAUCAUCCCCCAAAUCGCAAACGAUCUCCGGACCGAAUCGCUUGAAGACUCGCAGGUCAUUUUCUAUUCUUGGUUACCGGCGUCCAACAGCACCUUUCUCGACGCCACUAAGCCAGUAGAAUUGACCACUUGGAGACAGACAAAUGCAUACAAAGAGAUUACUGUACCUUCACCCCCAGGACUUCGGGAUGGACAGUCAUGGAGACUAAUUCUAUCUUCGAUGCCGCAGCGCUAUUCUAUCCACUUGGAAGAUGUGUCUGGAGCAGAAUCAUAUCUUGGAAAGACCCCGUUCCCGGUCAUAUCCAUGCCUAUAAAAUUUACAAGAAAUGCAAAUCAAAAUCGCGCAAAGCAGGAGAAGAUUGAACGCUAUUACUCCUUCACUGUGCCGAACGCUCAGAACUUUCCUACGUCAAGGGUCGAUCUGGCAUUGAGAAUCACUGAGCAAACUUCCUUCGAUUUGGACAAGAAAAGCUGGGACAGCGGCAUUGGGCUUAGCUCAUGGCUCGUUGCUCUUGCCGACAAUGUCAACAACAUUGUUCAAGACUCACCAUCCUCCGUUGCGUCGCAGCUCAGGAAUGUCCUAUUUAGUCCGGGUCCUAGGAAAAUAAUUGAACUCGGUGCAGGGACGGGAGUGGUCUCUUUGACACUAGGAGCUCUUCGAUCUGUGCUCUCCACGAGUGAGGUCAAAGAGGACGAUGGCUGCAUAAUAACAACAGAUCUACUUUCUGCCAUGCCGCUAUUGGAGCAUAACUUGUCCAUGAACUCCCAUAUGUUCGCGCGGGCUGCUGUUCGUCCAAUACCAGAAAUCCUUGAUUGGGACGAAGAACUUCCGCUUUAUACACAAGCCCUGCGUGGACAACUGGAUGCAAUAAUAAUGGCUGAUGUUACUUACAACACUGCAUCCUUUGGUGCUUUAAUCCGAACCCUAUGUAGUUUAACCAGACUCAAUCCCAUCGACCAAUUGCCUAUCAUUCUGCUAGGAUACAAGGAGCGCGAUGUAGCGGAACGAUCUUUGUGGUCGAUGGCGGCGGAUGUUGGCAUUCAUUUCGAACGUGUUGGAGACAGGCGAGGAGCAGGAGGCGCUCCUGUUGAGAUUUGGUUGGGUCAAAUUCAGGGCAUCCAAUAA
Lentinula edodes (shiitake mushroom) is the source of this 1191-nucleotide messenger RNA. RefSeq names its product putative methyltransferase-domain-containing protein. NCBI's taxonomy places the organism in Eukaryota, Fungi, Basidiomycota, Agaricomycetes, Agaricales, Omphalotaceae. The record is from RefSeq and is a predicted model, not a curated record. The transcript has 5 exons. The coding region runs from base 1 to 1191 and encodes 396 amino acids.